AUGGAAGAAAAAGAUCUCUCUGUUCAGCAUGACGAGGCUAUUGGUCCGUCUUCAAUUGCCGAGAAGAAAAUGCGGACCACAGCCGACAAUGACCACGAGCACUCUCUGACUCUCCGGGAUGUCUGGAAGCACCAUAAACCACUGAUCGGCUGGUCAUUCUACUGGGCCAUGUGUGCUAUCGGCUGGGGCUUCGACGCUCAAAUCAACGGCGCCAUGAUCUCAGUCCCAUCCUUCCGGCGCGACUUUGGCUACAUCUUCGACAAUGAGCCGGUCUUGCCUGCUGAUUGGCAGACUGCCUUCAAUGUCAUCAGCUCGGUGGGAGGGUUCUUCGGUGGCUUCAUCUGCAGCUGGCUAGCCGAUCUUGUGGGAAGAAAACCUGCCCUGCUGGCCGCCAUCCUCCUCUGCGCCGGUGGCUGUCUUGGAGAAGUGUUCUCGGUCACCCGAGUCGCCUUCCUCAUGUCCAAGCUCAUCCUCGGAGUCGGUCUCGGCUUUUACCUUACCCUCGGGCCCCUAGUAUGCAGCGAGAUCGCCCCCGUUGCGAUACGCGGCCUUUCCACUGCAGGCAUCAACCUCGGCAUCGCUAUCGGUCAGCUCCUCUCCAACAGUGUCAUCAAGGCUUUUGGCUCGCGGACCGAUCGCUGGGCGUAUGCAGCCCCCUUCGCCAUCCAGAUGAUCUUCACCGUCACUCUACUUGUCGGGUUGCCGUUCGUGCCUGAAAGCCCAUGGUACCAUGCUCGCAAGAAUCAAUCCGAAAAGGCGCUCAAAUCUCUCCAACGCCUCUGGGGCAAGGACUUCGAUGCACAGACGAAGCUUGCCGCGUUGCAGACUACCAUAGAGGAGGAAGCGCUGCAGAAGAAGGCCAGCUUCGCGGACUGCUUCCGCGGCACCAAUCGUCUGCGCACGGGCAUAUCUGUGGGGGUCUUUGCGUGCCAGCAUCUUGUCGGCAUCAUCUUUGUCCUGGGCUACUCGACCUACUUCUUCCAACUCGCGGGCCUGGACGAGACGCACUCUUUCGAUCUUGGUGUGGGUGUUACGGCCUGCGGAGUCGCAGGUAACAUCACCAGCUGGUUUGUAGUGGAGCGCGUGGGCCGACGCCGGAUCUUCGUCGGCGGCAUGGCGGUCCUGACGCUCGUCCUCUUACUGAUCGGCAUCAUGGAUGUUGUUCCUACCGGCGCCGCCAAGUGGGUGCAGGCAUCCUGCACCGUCAUCUACGCGUUCGUCUACUUCCUCACCAUUGGCGCCAUCGCGUUCGUCUUGCUAGGCGAAACCUCGAGUCCGACUUUGCGUGCGCGCACCACUGCCUUGGCUACCGCGACUCAGGCUGUGUUUGGAAUCGCGAUGAACUUUGCUGUCCCGUAUAUGGUCAAUCCGGACGAGGGCAACUUGAAGGGUAAGGUGGGGUUUGUGUUUGGUGGGUUGGCUGCUGUUGCUACCCUGGGCAGCUAUCUCUACAUCCCGGAGUUGAAGGGCCGGACGUUCAUUGAGAUUGACACCAUGUUUGCGAGACGUAUUCCGCCACGCAAGAUGGGUGGUACCGUGUUGGAAUGA
Aspergillus thermomutatus is the source of this 1548-nucleotide messenger RNA. RefSeq names its product putative MFS alpha-glucoside transporter. Gene Ontology annotation, cellular component: membrane. The coding region runs from base 1 to 1548 and encodes 515 amino acids. Gene Ontology annotation, molecular function: carbohydrate:proton symporter activity. The transcript has 2 exons. Gene Ontology annotation, biological process: carbohydrate transport; transmembrane transport. NCBI's taxonomy places the organism in Eukaryota, Fungi, Ascomycota, Eurotiomycetes, Eurotiales, Aspergillaceae. The record is from RefSeq and is a predicted model, not a curated record.